This is a messenger RNA of Gamsiella multidivaricata, 1677 nucleotides long. RefSeq lists its product as uncharacterized. Bases 1 to 1677 code for a protein of 558 amino acids. The transcript has 2 exons. Lineage: Eukaryota; Fungi; Mortierellomycota; Mortierellomycetes; Mortierellales; Mortierellaceae. The record is from RefSeq and is a predicted model, not a curated record.
AUGGCUCGACCGAAUGGUAGCAGGUUGACGGGAGACCCUAAGGAGGACUAUCCGAUUGUCAUGGCGAUCGAUUUCGGAACGACGUUCACAGGAUGCGCCUUUGCGUUCAGAAAGGACCCAGAAAUUCAAGAGAUCAUUACCUGGCCUAAGCAGGCAUAUCAGUACCCGAAAGUACCGACCAUCAGCUUGUACAAACUGGACUCGCCCGAUUUCCUGGACUGGGGAUACCCAGCGCGAGCGGUAAUGAUGACCCCGAACGCAAAGAAGCAUCUGCUGCUCAGUAAGUUCAAGCUACAAUUGGAUGAUCAGCAGGAGAAUAUCGAACCUUUGCCUCUGGGAAUCAAACCACUGGACGCGAUCUCGGAUUAUCUGUGCAAAUUCCAUGCGCACGUCGUCAAGGAGGCGAUGAAGAACUUUGGAUCGACCUAUGAUCAGUCCCAUAUCCAGUACUGUCUGACAGUCCCCGCCAUGUGGUCCGAUCGUGCGAAGCAUGUGAUGCGUCUGGCGGCUGUCCGGGCGGGAAUGAUCAGGGAGGACGAUCCUGCGCAUCGAUUGAUCAUUGUGUCCGAGCCUGAGGCCGCGGCCAUGUACUGUCAGUCGAAGGGAGAUCAAUUCAACCUGCAGAAGCACGACCGAUUCUUGAUCUGUGAUGCCGGUGGUGGAACGGUUGAUUUGAUCGUCUUUGAGGUCGUUGAUGUGAACCCGGAGACGGGCAUCCGGAGUCUGCGAGAAGUCACGAGGGGUCAUGGAGCCUCCUGUGGAUCGGCCUUCUUGGACGCAAACAUGGAGAAGCUGCUGAGAGAGAAGUUCCGGAAAUACCCAUUGACACCCAUGGGAUGGGGCACGAUCAUGGACACGUUUGUGAACCAGACAAAGCCAAUCUUCCCAGGAACGGACCCAGAAAUGUACCUGCAGGUUCCCAAUAUCCCAAACUUGCCUGACGCAAAUGAUAUCGAUAUUGGGUUGGAGGACGGGAUGUUGAAGUUGAUGGUCUCGGAACUGCACGAGCGCGUGUUCGACCCUGUGGUGAAGGAUGUACUGGACCUGAUCGAGUACCAGCUUCAGCAGACGCAUUGUGAGGCUAUUUUCUUGGUGGGUGGAUUCGGUUCGUCGCGGUACUUGUUUGAUAGGGUCACGGCCAAGUUUGCGACAUCAGGACGACAGGUGCGUGUGCCUCCUCGUGCAGAGUUGGCGGUCGUGCGUGGUGCGGUCACCUAUGGUCUUCACCAGGGUUCGAUUAUCUCCCGUGUCGCGCGUCGUUGGUACGGAGUCGACUCGGCCAUGGACUUUAUUCCGGGUGUCGAUCCCGAGGAGAAGAAGACGCUCUCGCGCGAUGGCACAGUUCGUUGUAAGGACAGGUUUUCGGUCUAUAUUACUCCUGGUCAGUCUGUAGCGCUGGGCGAGUGUGUGACGAAAAAGUACAUGACCUGGUGCUACCCACGCCCACUGGACUGCCCACUGUACGUGUCUGACUCGGAGAACGAGCCCCGCUAUGUGGACGAGCCCUCGGUCAAGAAAUUGGGCGACUUCCAGAUCCCAAUGCCAGACAUCCCGGGCAUGAUGCCUGGAGCCGAGGUCCUGGUCGAGGUCAAGAUGCAUUUCGGAGAAACUGAAGUCCGUGCGGAGGCAUUGGUGCUCGGACAGACGGUGACGGCCGUCUGUCAAUGGAUUGGAUGA